Molecule: messenger RNA, 654 nt
Organism: Thelazia callipaeda (thelaziosis nematode)
Lineage: Eukaryota; Metazoa; Nematoda; Chromadorea; Rhabditida; Thelaziidae
Source: the annotation of a GenBank genome assembly
AUGUCGGGACCACGGGCGAAGUCUGGUGCCUUGAUGCCGCCGGGACCUUUUCAGGCCCAGCCACAACUUUCUUCUGAAAGUUGUCUUGAAGGCUUAGGCUUAGCACAUUCUGAAUGCCAUAAGAAACAGCUAUCAGAUAUGAUGGUUUCGUCGCUUGCUGUCUUGGAGGAUUUCAUUUCAUAUACUCAAAAGUUUACGCUCUGCAGUCAUCUUUGCGUGGAUGCUUACGUCUUAGAGGAGCGUGAAAAAAGUAGGAAUGCGCAUAAAUGUCAGAGAUCCCUUCUUCAAAGUGGAACUGACCUAAGAAGAGCCAAUGAUGGAUUGCAGCUGACAACUUCUGCUAGUUUGCUGAAGGCAAGAGGACUGCUGCUCGUAGCAACGGCAAAUAGAGAUGAGAAGAAGCUUGCUCGAGCAUUUCAGGCAUUAAUUAAGCAGCGAGAGAGGGAGGAAAUAGAAUUGUCAGGCUUUUAUCAAGCAUCUAUACCAAGGCCUUCACUGCUAUCGAUAAAGUCAGGCAUGUCCUACUCCAUAAAUUUAUACUCCUUUUUUAUCGAUGCUGACAUCCACCCAUCUAUCCAGUCAAAGAUUUACACGGAAAGCUCUGUGAACUCAUUUUUAAUCUAUCUUUUUGGAAGAUUCGAUCGUGCUGACUGA